AGAGAGAGAGAGAACAGGGACAGGGAAAUAAGAGAGGAACGUUUUGAUUUUGCUGAGUCCGUUUUUCCAGUUAAGAAAACAAUUGCUUAUAUUAUGAAUACGAAGGACGAAGCAAGCAUGAGUAUGGGGUCGGACCAAGAGAUAGCAAGAGGGGUGGAGGCCCUUCUCCUGUAUCCGGAUCCCACCGGCGCCACCACCUUGAACGACGUCGUUCAGCAGCUGGAGGCCAAGCUUGGGCUCGACCUCUCCCACAAAGCUGGCUUCAUCCGGGACCAUAUCAUCUCCCUUCUCAGCUCACACCAAACUCAAACAACUUCCGGGGACCAUUUUACCCUCCAACACUACCCUCACCAACAAUUCCCUCCCCAUUUUGCCCUCCAAAAUCAUUCUCAUUUCCCUUCCCAUGACCUCAGCUUCUGCCAACACCCCCAGACGCCAUACUCGCAUUCUCCAGUUACGGCUGAUCAACCGCCGCCGCAGGUUCAGCCGCAGCCGGUUGUUGAGAAAGCCCAAGUCUUCUCUCAAAAUGCCGCCACUGUUGCCACCACAGAAGUGCCUAAAGAAAGUGCUCCAGUUGGAACCAAAAGAAGAGGCGGACCAGGUGGUCUGAACAAAGUUUGUAGGGUUUCGCCAGCGCUUCAAGUGAUUGUUGGUGAGCCAGCUUUGCCUAGGACUGAGAUUGUGAAGCAGCUAUGGGCAUAUAUAAGGAAGAACAGCCUCCAAGAUCCAAGCAACAAGAGAAAAAUAAUCUGUGAUGAUGCAUUGCGCUUGGUGUUUGAGACAGACUGCACCGACAUGUUCAAGAUGAAUAAGCUACUAGCAAAACAUAUUACCGCAUUUGAGCCUUCAAAGGAGUCGAACCAAACUAAACGACUGCAAGCUGAUUCCGAGUCUAGAACCGAAAGUGUUGAACCAAGUGCCAGCCCUGUCAUAAUAUCUGAAGCCCUUUCCAAGUUUUUGGAUGCUGGAGGACGAGAGAUGCUAUCAACCGAGGCAGAAAGCCGUGUAUGGGAGUACAUAAAGGUCAAUCAUUUGGAGGAUCCUGUAAAUCCAAUGGUGGUACUCUGCGAUGGUAAGCUCCGCGAGCUUCUUGGAUGUGAAAGCAUAUCUGUGAUGGGGAUACGUGAUUUGUUACUACAUCAUCAUCUAUUUAAACAUUCAUGAGAUCCGGUCAUGUUGACAGGGAGCAUGGGAGCUUGGUCAUCUAUGUUAUCUAUGGUGGUGGAACAAAUAGUUAAGACCUUUUAUCCAUUAUCUAUUUAUUUUUUGUGCAUUGACUACUUUAGAAGCUUUACAAUAGUUGCUUGCACAUGGUAAAGAAUGAAAAUCUAGUAGCAUAGGUCCAUGGCAUUGGCAAUGAUAGAUUUUGUGGUUAUGCUGCCAGCCAUUAGCUUGGAUGUAGGUGUACUUGUUCAUGUUGCUAAAAAACGGACCCAUCUUUCCGAUGCUAACCGUAAACUAAACCGAAUCAGAAACAUUUGCAUCUAGCUAUAUAGAUAGGAGGGUUACAUUGUCAAUAGCUGUUUCUUAAACAGAGUAAUCGAACGAGAAGAAAAAGAAGCUAUCUAAUACAUUGAGAAAAGCAGAACGGUAGCUAUAAACAACAGAGCAAGAACUGCACUUAUGACCUUCUUUUUCCAGGCUUUGGAUGACACCCCCGAGCUUAUAUUGUCCAUUAUGUUUGUCAAGUAUCCGAUUAUUUUCUGCACACAAAUGCAUUAGAAGAUAGGUUGAUUCCAUUAGUGUAAGUGUUGAAGAAAACUUGUAGAUCACUUACUAGCCUGAAUGGUUCCACAUGGAGGAGUGGUUCCAUGAACAUCUCAACAUUCCUGGUCGUAAUCGCCGGAUAUUAUUAUCAUUGGCUUUAUGAAAGAACAUAAAUAAAUAUGAAGCAUGACAAUUA
Messenger RNA from Hibiscus syriacus, 1903 nucleotides. RefSeq lists its product as uncharacterized. The record is from RefSeq and is a predicted model, not a curated record. The coding region runs from base 94 to 1164 and encodes 356 amino acids. Lineage: Eukaryota; Viridiplantae; Streptophyta; Magnoliopsida; Malvales; Malvaceae. The transcript is spliced from 6 exons. Gene Ontology annotation, cellular component: nucleus.